Mizuhopecten yessoensis (Yesso scallop) is the source of this 3713-nucleotide messenger RNA. RefSeq names its product heat shock 70 kDa protein 12B-like. The record is from RefSeq and is a predicted model, not a curated record. Gene Ontology annotation, molecular function: ATP-dependent protein folding chaperone; ATP binding. The transcript is spliced from 6 exons. Lineage: Eukaryota; Metazoa; Mollusca; Bivalvia; Pectinida; Pectinidae. Bases 204 to 1949 code for a protein of 581 amino acids.
ACAAAUUCCUUAACCUGUUCUCGGAAAAACACACCUUAUCAAGACACCCGAGUAAAUGCUGGUCAACCUUGACGUACAGGCUGUUGAGGAGUCGGCCACUCAAUUAUAUACCCAGAACUAAAACACGAGGACACCCGUGUAAACACUGGGCGACCUUGUCAGACAUCGACGCUGUCGAGAGAGUCAGCCAAUUAAUUUGAAGCAUGGCUUCAAUCGACAAACACCUUUUGGUGGCCGCCAUUGACUUCGGAACCACUUACUCGGGGUAUGCCUUCUCCUUCCUCCACGACUAUCAACGUGACCCAUUGAAGAUUUCAGCCAACAACUGGACAGCGGGUUCAGGGGGUCUUAUAUCCCUGAAGACGUCCACCUGUGUUCUCUUUAAACCAAACGGUGACGUCCACUCUUUUGGUUUUGAGGCUGAAGACAAAUAUUCCGAUCUUUCCUUAGACGGAGAACAAGAUGGAUGGCACUACUUCCGACGAUUUAAAAUGAAACUUUAUGAGAACAAGUGUUUAAACCGCUCGUUCAAGAUAGAAGAUGAUCAAGGUCACACAAUGGCGGCUAUCAAAGUGUUUACAGCAGUCAUCAAGUACCUCAAGGAUCAAAUGCUGACGUCGUGUAAAAACCAGAUGACAGACAUCAAGGCGACAGAUAUCCUCUGGGUCCUUACUGUUCCUGCAAUCUGGUCCGAUGCCUCCAAACAGUUCAUGCGAGAGGCUGCUGAGGCGGCUGGUAUCCAAUGGAAUCACCUGCUGAUUGCCCUAGAACCGGAGGCCGCAUCGCUGUACUGUAAAUACCUUCCAUUGGAAAGAAAGGGAGAGGGCGGUCUGAAAACCUUUACUGCGGGGUCAAAGUACCUUGUCCUUGACGCCGGAGGCGGCACGAUAGACAUUACCGUACACGAGGUUCAGCGGGAUGGAUCAUUGAAGGAAAUCCACAAGGCCAAUGGUGGAGACUGGGGAGGUACGAAGGUUGAUCACGCUUUCCAAGUUCUCUUAUCUGGAAUCAUUGGUAACGGUGCAUUUCACACCUUCAUGGAAAAGAACAAGGCAGAUAUGGUCGAAUUCUUCCGCGAUUUUGAAGUGAAAAAACGCACCAUAAAACCAAAUGCUCCAUCUGAUGAAAAAGUCACCUUCAAAGUUCCGUCCACAAUGAACGACGCAUGCAAAGUUGAGAAAAGCAACGAUAUUGCCACGAUUGUGAAAUCGAAACAGCAGUUUAAGGGUAACUUGUCGGUCAUUGGUGAUAAAUUAAGAGUCAGCGGAGAUCGUGCUAAAGAACUGUUUAAAGACCCAGUAAAGCAUAUUGUGGCCCAUUUGAAGGAGUUGUUGGAGGUACCGUCUGCAAGGGAAGUGACAAGUAUCUUGAUGGUUGGGGGAUUUUCGGAGUCCCUUGUUCUACAGGAUGAAAUCAAAGCAAGUUUCCCGAACCUUCGAAUGAUUGUGCCGCAGGAUGCAGGCCUGGCAGUUCUAAAAGGAGCGGUCAUCUUUGGGCAUGAACCAAGGGCUAUUAAGUCACGUGUUUGUAAAUACACUUAUGGAGUAGACUGUACACAAAUGUUUGAUGCCGAAAAGCAUGAUCCCUCUCAUCGAUACACCACUUCUGAUGGCGAAGUGAGAUGCAAUGACUUAUUUUCUAUCCAUGUUCGUAUUGGGGAUUGUGUGGAUAUCGGACAACCACAGUCAGUUGAAAGUUACACUCCUCUUACUCCAGACCAAACGGCCAUGUCAUUUUCAGUGUAUGUAUCCACAGAGACGAACCCCGAUUACGUGACAGAUCCAGAUUGUACUAAGAUUGGUCAUUUUACAAUCGCCAUGCCGGACACGACUAAGGGACUGAACAGAUCUGUAAGUGUACAGAUGACUUUUAGUAACACAGAGCUCGAAGUAGAAGCCAUUCAGGGAGACACAGGGGAGAUAUUCACCGCGGCAUUCGACUUUCUGUAAUGUAUAUAAACUAGCUGUGAUCUUCGUUUAACGUUUGUUGUACAAUGCUGUGAAGUUUGAACUCGUUUCAGUGACAUCUCAUCCAAACCAUUAACGGUGAACAGGAGGUAGUAAAGAGGACCUUCCUCAUAGAUUUCAUGAUAAAAAUAUUACAUUGAGACUACUAUAAGACCACUAGAGGACUCUGACUAGCCAUAUGGUUGUUCCUAGAAGUGUUUCCAUAAGAAAGUAACAGCCAAAGAUGUGAUUAGUCUGAGAAUCGUUAAAACGUUUUCGAUUGUGUUGAUAUUAGAUACAAUGAACGAAAUGAAUCUAUAUAUUUAAUAACUGUAGUAAUAUAGUGCGAUGUGAUUGGACAUUAUCAAUACCAGAUUGCUUUCUUCACCUUUGUGAUACUGAAUUUAAAAGUCUUGCAUUAUUUAUGAAGAAUCAUUUAUGUGCCCUAGAAAUUUGGAGAGCGCUACCUUUACAUUCCCAAAGUAACUAUUGCUCUUUUGAUUCUGAUAAUUGUGGUUUGGGAAGAUGUGCUGUCCACGUUGUUGUAUUCUACAACGUUGAGGGUAUACCAUAAUGUAAUUAGUUCAGCAAACUUUAAUAGUAUAUGUACUAUUUUACCAGUCUGAUGUACUGCAAAGAAAAUUUUGUACCAGGGAAGUAGUUUGAUUAUACUCGAACAAAAAAUGCACAAGAAAACAUCAUCUGAAAGAAUAUAUUUAACCUAUUUAUACAGAUAUUUAGAAAUGCAUUAUGUAACAUACUUUAAAAGUACCAAUAUAUAAAUAUUUGAUGAUACCAGCUACAGACAAGCUUACCUCCCGGUAUGAAUGAAAAAUGAUCUGCCACAUAUGUACAAAACACUUUCGGUCUAGCUCUGAUGCAUUGAUAUGUUCAACAAAAUCUGCUGCUUCCCAGUAAGUUACAAAUAUUUGCCAACUUCUAAUUAUUCGAAGGAUCAUUGGCUCAGUGUCUGCCUUAUAUUUGACCCCUUGAGGCGACUCAUUUUAUGGCCCCUGCAGGGAUUACCGGAUCCCCGGCUCACUGUUUGUACCAUAUACAUCAGCCCAUAAGGCGACCUAUUUGGAGGUCCCUGCAGAGACUACUGUGGUCACCCUUGUUUAAAAUUUCCUUUUAAACCGUUUCCAUGAACCACUCUGCAAUACAUUGCUAUUAAUAUAUGAAAUUGUACAACUUCUUAAUUUCUAUUAUGGUUUUUUUUAUUUCUAUUGAAAAAUACAUUUUAAGGCGAGUUUUAUGUCUGUGGUCAUUUUGGGGAGAGUUUUUCAAGACGAAAUUAUUUCGACGAGUUUAUUUGGUAGACGACGUUUUCGGCACAAAUUUCUAGUGUUUGUCUCUCGUUGUUUCAUCUUAUCGUCAUACUAGCAUUUCUUUAUCCAGUUACUGUCGCAUUAUUCAACAUUUUCCAUCUUUGACCUUCGUUUACUACCUGGACGAGUAAGAGUAACUCAAGCCGCCAUCAUGACGUGCAUUUCACCCCGUCCCUCGCAGCUUUUGUUUCACGCCGUGUUUACAAGAACAAAAACAAAAAAGAUUUUCUCCUUAUAUUUAUUAAGAUUGUUUUGUAUUAACUUACCUGACUUAAAGUAUUCAUGAUGAAUUUUGUACAGUAAUAAGCAUUCGAUUACAAACUAAUCGAGGGGGUUUGCGAUUACAAAAGCACAUUUUAUAUACUAAUUGUCUAUAAACAUAUGUUCCUAUAGGGAAAAUUUUAUAUAAGUAAAUACUGUUUGUUUAUAUAUUUUUUGU